GGUUCUUCUUCUCCCCUCUUUGGCUAUUGCCUAUCUUUCCUUCCGACGCUGCUGUUUUGUAACAGCAUACACACAGCGGAACACUCGCUGCUGGAUGUGUGUGGCCUCCCCUCCUUCCUCCUGCGUGUGUCUGGUGGACAGAAAGAAAAAAAGGGAAAAAGAGAAAAAAGAAAGAAAAAAGAGACCGUGCCUCGAAUAAGUCGAAACCCAAGUUCACUCGCUGGGUUCUAGUCGUGCGCCCGAGGGGCCUGCCAAUGCCGUCCUCCCAUUGGCUGGUGGGGAAAUGGCCACCAGAGAACGCGCCACGCCACCCUCCUGCCUGUACUGCCCGACUAGACUACGUAGACGUAGACCAGUCACUAUUCCAUCCAUGAAUUCAGAUGGUCUACGGUCGUCGUGAAAAGAGGACGUCGUGUCUACAUCGCCCACCAUCUUGAUCGUGACUCUCCCCGUUUCGCCUCGUUUUUCCCCCCUUCAGUUUCACAGUUUUUAACCAUUUUCGCAGCCCUUCACACGUCCUUAUUCUGUGCUUUUAUUUAUCUCGUUUGGACUCGAGUUUCACAUCCAACAAGCCGCCAGCUCUCAACCAACACUCAUUUCAAACUGUGAACUCGGGUGUACCUGUGUUCCUUCGAAAAAGAAAGAAAGAAAGAAAAACAACUGCAGUGUGUGAAUAUUGUUGACGGAAUUCUGUGCAUUCUGCCAAUUAUUUCCAGCCCAGGAAAAAAAAAAAAAAGAACAAGUCAUUCGUGCACCACACAAAGUGAUUGCCAAUGGUGUGUGACCUUUGGUAUUCAGUUGGCCUUCUCCAUCCUUGUGGUAAUCAUCAUGCAGUUCCUGGAACGCUCUACCCACCAAUCUGCUUAAAAGCGCAUGGACCGUUGUGAACGGCCGCACCACUGGAAUCUGUUUCUUCUUUUUACAACGACUGGACCGUUUUCAAGGAGGAAAGCAGAAGAAAUAGUGUUGCUCUCGGUGACCAACGCCGGAUAAAAAACAAAACAAGAGCUUCAUCGCCGCUUUGUUCCCCCCACCGUUUCUCCUCUCGUCGAAAAUAAUAAUUGGUUGAGCUUCGUCGUCUGCGGCCAUGUCACUCUCUCCCGAAGAAAUGUUUUAUCUGGCCACUGGAUUGCUGGAUCUCAACUCGUGGACAGGCUCUGCCGAAAGUAAAGCCGACAACAACGAACAUUCGAGGACCAAAUGUGCAGCGCACAAGAAUUUGGGUUUCGAUCGGACUCAAGAAUCGGUUGCAUCCACCACGUUUGAAUCGAUGCACCCAUCGUCUCCGAGAAAGAAGUGCUGCUCAUCUCCAUCUAGUCUUUCAUCUCACGCUGGAAGGUGUUCUUCAGAGUGCCUGGGCCAGGUUUCGUUAAACAACAUGUCGCCAUCCUCAUCGUCAGGUCGACCCAGUUGGCGGACUAUCUACUUAACCAUGCUCGUCAUCUUCUUGGCCUUUUCCCUACAAACCGCAGAGGGUUGUUCGAGUCGAUCCACACCCAAGCCACGACCUCCGCCUCCCCUGCCCAGCCCGACUCCCGCCGUCCGACCCAACAUCACGUUCCAGACGUACGCAUGCCCGCCAGCCUAUGCCACAUAUUACUGUCUCAAUGGCGCCACGUGUUUCACAAUCAAAAUCGGAGAGUCCAUUCUCUACAAUUGCGAGUGCACCGAAGGUUUUAUGGGUCAGCGCUGUGAGUAUAAAGACUUGGACGGAUCUUACCUGCCGUUGAGAGAGAAGAUCAUGCUGGAGCGAGCGAGUAUUGCGGGUGGAGCCACCGUUGCCGUCGUCCUGGUUGUUAUCAUUUCCAUCAUAUUUUAUACCUACGUCCGCCAACAAAGAAAGGAACAACGGCUCGCAAGUUUUGAGCAAGUGACGGUGGACAGAAUUCAAAUAAGGAGCCGGAGUUGCAGUUCCUGCAACAGCUUUGGGGGAUGCCGUUUUGGUGUUGCGUCUACAAAGAACGACUGUCUCCUACAUCAGCAGCGCCCUCAUCAGUUUACCUUGUCUUCGGGCUACAAGAAAGUUAAACAUCCCAAUCUGAUCAGCAUCGACUAUGCGCAUGCUCUUCGCUUAACUGGUUUAGCUUGCGAUCCAGUCAGCAAUACUAAUGCACCGAUCAAUAUACUGACGAGUGCCCCUGGGUCCAAUGUCAAGGCAGAAUGUAAAGCCUCCCAAAGAGAGCAGACAGUGUUGUCUCUACCCAACAGAGAAUGGGACUGCAAAACCAAUGUGGUUGCAUCUAUGUAAAGAUUAAACAAAAACAAAAGCUCAGCCUGCUGCUUUCCCCAUUAAUUCACGUGUUAAAUAGAUUGUAUCUCGAACGUUUGGAACAUUGAUGCCACAUAAUAUCUAAAUUGUAAACUUUCGAAAUAACUUGGGGGGGGGGGAGGGAGCAUCUAGUUGAAUAUCAUCAGUGGGGCCCAUCUUCAGCUAAAGUGGUAUUUUUCUGUGCGUACAAAUACAUUCCAUACUACCGUUAUUUAGUGAUCCGCAAGGAAAAAGGGUAUACUGUUAACACUAUGCAACAUUUUUUUUUUUUUUUUUUUGACGGGUUCGCAAGUAUUCAGCAAAAUCCUAUGGUAAAUCCCUUUGAAUCGACUUGUUGGAUCCUGAGCAGCGUCUGGUUGAAGUCUCAAUGAUUGGAAUGUUGCAAGCAAAACUCAAUCGAGUGGAUGUUGAGCUAAAAGAUGAAGGAAAACAGCUGCCACCUAGUGCUCGCUUCACAGCAGAUUGCUUAGACCGCACAAGAACAUGUUUUGCAUUGUACAACAGUUUCCCAUCUCGAUGUCCAGUGCACCAUGUCUGUAAAUUAUAUAGUCAACAGUGCGUCAAAAGGGUGUUUCCCGCGGCGGACGGACGUGUUUUCGAAAUUUUUUCUUCUUCUCCUACUAAGAAAUUUAGUUCGAAGUCUACAUGUUGGAAAUCUUCCGACUCGUUAGAUAUAUAAACUGUAUAUGCCUGCCUGUAUGGACAUUUUCUAUUGAGUAUUAAAAUUGUCAUAAUGUAAUACCGCAUAUGUAACAUAGAUGCAAAAGGUACUGAUGUUUUUUUUUUCAUUCACGAUUUCCUUCACUUUAAACUUAUCUAUUCAUAUUUUCUCCCCCUAGACUGUAUGAAUUAUUAUUUACCAUGUACAGUUAGAAGUGUUUGUUUCAAUUUGAGCCGAUCUAUUUAGUUUUCUUAACGGCGAUUGUUGUAAUAUUGUUUGCUGGCGCAGCUUGCAUUUACAUGUACAUAAUAAUGAAAUGUUGAAAUGUGUAUUCUUAUCUUCUCUCUUCGAGUGAACCACAUCUUUGAACAGACUGUUGAUUACACAGUUCACAUAUCAUGCAUGUA
Messenger RNA from Daphnia pulex (common water flea), 3337 nucleotides. RefSeq lists its product as uncharacterized. The transcript has 8 exons. The coding region runs from base 1088 to 2248 and encodes 386 amino acids. Gene Ontology annotation, molecular function: epidermal growth factor receptor binding; receptor ligand activity. The record is from RefSeq and is a predicted model, not a curated record. Lineage: Eukaryota; Metazoa; Arthropoda; Branchiopoda; Diplostraca; Daphniidae. Gene Ontology annotation, biological process: epidermal growth factor receptor signaling pathway.